GCUGCGAGCAGGCUCUGGGAUGUUUACCAGCUUCGGGGAGAUCAGGCCAUUGUGAUUUUUUUUUUUCUGUAGUACAACUAGCCCCAGCCAGCCAGACCGGGAAUUUACUGCCUGAACUGUUUUCCAACAUGAAUUUUACCGGCAAAACAUGAGUGGCUCCUCGACUCUCAAGGGGUCUGUUUACACUGACUUUAUUUUUAAUGGCAGCUUUCAAGUAGGAAGAGGGGAAUUACAUUUAAGGCUCGGCAGAGGAUAGCUGGAAAUUAGAACUUGAGUGGAGAGUUGAGAGGACCAGUCUCUAGUCUGUGUACACAAAGAAAUUUAGCACUGGGAAAGCUGCCCACAGGUGUUGCCAUCCACUGAGGAAAAAACCCAAGAAGUUGCCGCCCUACUCCAGAUUCACCAGGAAGCCAUGAAAUCGCUGCCCAUGGGAAACUUAGAAGACGGCCUGCUCAGUAAGGUAGACCUGAGGCGCCAGCAGGUUUCCCAGACUGUGGAGGAGGUGCAGAAAGUUGUCCACCGUCUGACCACAGAAAUCAGCCACCAAGACAUUAGAUUUCAAGCUGUGCCUUACUGUGAUACCCACAAUGGGAACAUUAAGGUUUUGGCCCCCAGCCACUUCCUCGUCACCGUCCCGGUGAGAGGCCUGGCUGGGUACCGGGAGGCCAGGGAGCAGCGCUGGCGGUACUACACCCUGCAGGGCACCAGGCUCCCCUGCCCCUUGCGGGACCCCGAGGGCCUGCAGCAAUGGCUGGCGGUGGAGCAGUUUAUGAAGAGCCUGUGGCAGUGGCAUGAGGCCGACGUGAACAUUGAGGGGGACAUCGUGCCCGCCAAGGUCCUGCAGGUGUUCCGGAAGCUGGUGGAGAAUGCCAUCAGAACCUGUCACCUCUCAGGUAAGGUCAGCCUGCUGGCCAACCGCGCUGCAGUCUGGGUUGCCGUGGAAACGUCCGCCUGCCAAGUGGAAGUGGAGCUGGCACCCAUGGUGGAGAUCCCCACCGCCUGGUCCCAGAAAGCCCAGUGGCCUCGGUGUCUGAAGCGCUGGCCCUCCCCGGAGAAAGUGGGGUGCAUCAAGUCGUUUGGGUUCAACCUGCUGGCCUGCUCAAGUUACCACUGGCACCUGAGCUUCCUGCAGGCCGAGCAGGUGCUGCUGCAGCAGCUGGACGAGGACGGGGGCUGCCGCCGGAAGUGCUUCCAGGUCCUGAGGCAGCUGAAGGAGGACGUCUGGUGUCCAGGGAGGCGGCCGGUCAUCACGGCCCACCACCUGCAGACGGUGCUCUUCUGGACCUGCGAGAAGUACCCGCACCCCAAGGACUGGCAGGGCUUCGGCACGGCGCUCCUGCGCCUGGUGAGGAAGCUGCACAAGUGCGUGAGCCAGCACUUCCUGAAACACUACUUCGUCCGCAACACCAACCUCCUCCGCGGGGCCAGCGCCAGCGAGCUGGACGCCGUGGCCCAAAAGCUGGCCGCCUUCCUCAAGAACCCCCAGCUCGGCCCGCCCUGAGGCCGCCCUGGCACGCCGCCCUCGGGCGCCAUCCUUCCCCGGCCCCGGGAGAUGGCGUCGGGGCGGAGAACCGGGCCAGCAGCCAGCUGGUGGCACUGCGGCCCUCGCUACCUCUCUUGGGGACGGCGCUCAGCCACCGUCCCCGAGGCACAGGUUCUGAGCCAGUAACCGGUCACCCGUGCUGUUCCUUGUCCCUUGCUCGGGCUCGGGUCGCCUGGCAGUGGCAGUGGCCUGUGCUCUGUCCCUGCCCGAGUCUGCUGCAAACACAGAAGGCAUUCCCAUGACUUGUGAAAGCCAAGGACCAAAGGGCAGCUCGGCCUGCCGCGGGCUGCGGGCUGCUGGCCGCAGCGCUGUCUUUGGGGCAGGGAUGGAACCUUCCUCCCGCAUAUGGAGCGGACUUGGUCUGGGAUCCGCGUGGAGCGACCUCGGUGUCACGCACCCCUCCGUACAUCCGUUGUGCGCCUCAUUCACUCACUCGCUCACAGAGAAAUGCUCCCUGGACACUGCGGCGACAGCGCGGAGCGAGCGCUGACCGGACGGGGAUGACGCCGCCUGGUGGUGGGGACGAGAAGUGAGCCACGAAGAGAUCCACACAGUGACUCCUGAAGCGUGGAGCUGGGGUCCCGCAAGGGUCCCGGCAGGUGAAAAUGCACACAGCGGAAGGGCAGGGUGGCUACAGACAGGCCUGCAGGUCUCAGGUCACCUGGCCCUGCCCAGCGGGCGACGAGGCAGGGUUGUGAUCUGAGAUGGGCCGCGUGACUUUGGCCCUCUCCUGGGAGCAGAGGGCGUGGUGACGUGACCUGCUUUCUUCGGGAAUGUUCUGGUAACUGCGUAAGGAGGGCCCGAGGCCCACACAGCGGUGCACGCUGAGCAGCUGCUCCGCCAAGCGGGAGCCUCCAGCUCUUCUGGCCCUCAGAGCUUCUCCAAGGGUCAGGCUCCUGUUUGAUUUUUGAGCAUCUCCCCCCAAAACAUGCAUGUAUAUGUGUGUGUGUGUGUAUUGCAAAGUGAAGUUUCUGAAAGCAUGAACCAAUGAUUUUGUUCUAAUAAAAAUUCAUACU
Messenger RNA from Lepus europaeus (European hare), 2559 nucleotides. It is a transcript of the gene MAB21L3, whose product is annotated as mab-21 like 3. NCBI's taxonomy places the organism in Eukaryota, Metazoa, Chordata, Mammalia, Lagomorpha, Leporidae. The coding region runs from base 413 to 1501 and encodes 362 amino acids. The record is from RefSeq and is a predicted model, not a curated record. The transcript is spliced from 7 exons.